Molecule: messenger RNA, 1061 nt
Organism: Capsaspora owczarzaki ATCC 30864
Lineage: Eukaryota; Filasterea; Ministeriida; Capsasporidae
Exons: 5
Coding region: 126-764 (212 amino acids)
Cellular component (GO): myosin complex
Molecular function (GO): cytoskeletal motor activity
Source: RefSeq, a predicted model, not a curated record
UUUUUUUUUUUUUUUUUCUCGCUUUAUUCAUUUUUUUUUUUUUUUUUUUUUUGCAUUUCUUUGGUUUUUAGGGUUUUUGUUUAAAUUCGGGUUUUGGGAUUGAUCCAAAGAAGGAACAGCAAACCAUGUCUGACAUCCCACAAGAAACCAACAUUACGACGCCCAACUCGACGAGCGCAGCGGCCUCGGGCUCUGCGACUGGUAGCAGCGCAGACAACAAGUUUAUGGGCCAGAAGGAGCGACGACGCUCGUCCGCCGUCAAGAUGUUCCUUGGCGACCAUCUCAGCCUCCUGUCCAACCAGAGCGUCCUGAAGCUCAUGGCAAAGAACAACGACAAGGAAAUCCUCUUCUCGGACGUCAUUGUCAAGAUUAACAAGCGACACAAGAUGCAAGACCGUAUCUUCCUGCUGACUGAGGGCGGUGUUUACAACAUUGACCCGAACGGCUACAAGUGCAAACGCCGCAUCGCAUUGAAAGAGAUUGGCUCAAUCUCGCUCAGCAAACUGCCCGACAACUUUUUCGCUUUGCAAGUGCCAUCCGAGUACGACUACCUCCUCGUCAGCAGCAAGAAGACUGAAAUUGUCUCCAAGCUGCUCGAGGCGUACGAGAAGGCGACCGGCAAGCCCUUGUCCGUGACUUUCGGCAACGUCUUUGACUAUCGUGUGGACCAAGAUACUGUUCGAGAAAUUCAAUUCAGCCUAGUCGACGGCGGUGUCAGCACGCGCAUCUAUACAAAGAAGAAGUCCAAGGACGCCAAGAAGUAAAGAAACGUGCUCGGCCACGGUUUUCUUCUCGUUGCUCCAUUGUUCUUUGUUUUGUUUGUCCUUUCCCCCAUUCGCCUUUUUACCUCCAGUCCAUGUGAAUGUAGCCACUUGUAGUGGUUGUUGUUGUUAUCCUGUCUCUUUCUUUCUUUUCUCCUCUCGCUGAUUUUGUCGUUCAUCGUCCGUUGCCGUCUGCCACGCCGGUCGCUUUCUCGUGCAGACGAUGUUGCGUGUAUGGAUGUCGCGUUGUCCGCUGUAUCUGUCCCCACCAAUCUAAUGCUCAUUUACUAUCGUCCAAAA